CCUCGUUCUCCAACACAUCUCAUAUCCAAAACAUAAUCUCUCCCUUAGUUCCAUAACAUAAACACUCUCCGACCACCAAAUGUCUACAUCCAACGGCGAGAAAAGCUUGAUCGUGAGCUUCGGUGAGAUGCUCAUCGACUUUGUCCCCACUGUCUCCGGCGUAUCACUCUCUGAGGCUCCUGGCUUCAUCAAGGCUCCCGGUGGUGCACCUGCCAACGUUGCUAUUGCUGUCGCUCGUCUCGGUGGCCGUGCUGCUUUUGUCGGAAAGCUCGGUGACGAUGAGUUUGGUCACAUGCUCGCCGGAAUCUUGAAACAAAACGGUGUCUCUGCAGAAGGAAUCAACUUUGAUACUGGAGCUAGGACGGCGCUUGCGUUCGUGACGCUUAGAUCUGAUGGAGAACGUGAGUUCAUGUUUUACCGGAACCCUAGCGCCGACAUGCUCCUCCGUCCCGAUGAGCUUAACCUCGAUCUCAUCAGAUCUGCUAAGGUGUUUCACUAUGGAUCAAUUAGUCUCAUCGUGGAGCCAUGUAGAUCUGCUCAUCUGAAAGCCAUGGAGGUGGCUAAAGAAGCUGGUGCAUUGCUCUCUUAUGACCCAAACUUGAGGCUACCUUUGUGGCCUUCCAAGGAGGAGGCUAAGAAGCAGAUUCUUAGCAUCUGGGACAAAGCUGAAGUGAUCAAAGUCAGCGAUGAAGAGCUUAUGUUCUUGACUGGAUCUGAUAACGUUGAUGAUGAGACUGCUCUGUCUCUGUGGCAUGAUAACUUGAAACUUCUCUUGGUCACUUUGGGUGAAAAGGGUUGUAAUUAUUACACCAAGAGCUUCCGUGGAUCUGUUGAUCCUUUCCAUGUGGACGCUGUGGACACAACUGGUGCUGGUGAUUCAUAUGUUGGUGCCUUGCUUUGCAACAUUGUUGAUGACCGCUCUGUUCUUGAGGAUGAAGCUCGUCUUAGAGAAGUGCUCAGGUUUGCAAAUGCAUGUGGAGCCAUUACAACUACCAAGAAAGGAGCAAUUCCAGCUCUUCCCACAGUGUCUGAAGUUCAAGCUCUCCUGAAUGGAAACUGAUCUACAACAAGUCUGGAAUUUUAAGAUUUCACAUUUUACUCUCUUUUUUGUUUGCUUUGUGUUUUGGUUCUGUGUGGUUCAUAGAACUGUUUGAUUAUGUUACCUUAUGAAUAAAAACUCGUUACCAAGUU
Molecule: messenger RNA, 1191 nt
Organism: Brassica napus (rape)
Lineage: Eukaryota; Viridiplantae; Streptophyta; Magnoliopsida; Brassicales; Brassicaceae
Product: probable fructokinase-4
Exons: 4
Coding region: 80-1060 (326 amino acids)
Biological process (GO): fructose metabolic process
Cellular component (GO): cytosol
Molecular function (GO): fructokinase activity
Source: RefSeq, a predicted model, not a curated record